Molecule: messenger RNA, 4978 nt
Organism: Lepisosteus oculatus (spotted gar)
Lineage: Eukaryota; Metazoa; Chordata; Actinopteri; Semionotiformes; Lepisosteidae
Product: DENN domain-containing protein 2A
Biological process (GO): retrograde transport, endosome to Golgi
Cellular component (GO): actin cytoskeleton
Source: RefSeq, a predicted model, not a curated record
GCGACGUCAUAGCAAGGAAAGAUAGCCACAUAGUCAGAGUAGGGGAGAGAGAGAGAAAAAAAGGAACUGAAAACUAGCUGAAGCCUGAGGCAGGAAACAAAGUGGGAAGAGUCUGCAUUGUUGGAAUCUGCCUUGGAUUUGUUCAGAAGUUGAGGUCUGUGCUUCUGUGAGGGAUGAACUGGAAGAUCUUCAAGUCAGUGGCAGGAGAGUGAAGAAGAAAAAUAAGUUUUUCUUUUUUUUGUGGGGGGGGAGAGAGAAAAAACUGCUUGAAAAGGAAAUCAUGCGAGCAGAUGCUGCCUUAUCCAGUGUCAGGUUUCAGAAAAUGAGAGCCUACUGCAACUGUGCUGCUGCAGGGUCCAUUGAGCUGAGAAAGGCGUGUGCUGACGAUGCCUGCUGCUAACACCAUGACUGGCGGUAGGGUGCUACUGCUCUGUCGGGAUUCUGAAAAUUGCAUCUACCAAUCUGUGAACGGGCUUCAGUGCUGCGGAUUGAAGAUAGGGGAGAUUCCGACUGCAGUCCCUCAGAGACAGGGCCUGCAGCGGGACGGGGAAACUAAGACCCCAUUGUCCUCCUUGGACAACCUAAGUGACAGCCUGGGGCGUAGCACUAUGCUUGCCCAAAAGAAUACGGCCAUGGACCCCCGGACCAAUGAGAACGGACUGGCUGGCAGCAAUAAACACCCCAAAAACGUGGCUGGUCUCAAAAUUAACGCCAGCAUACGAGACAAAAUAUCCCAGUGGGAAGGUAAAAAAGAAUGUUCUGCGUCCUCUCCUCUGAUGGCUAGGAAGGAGCCCGAAACUGUGCGAAACAAGGAGACCAAAACUGUUGAUAUCCUGAGGGGAGAUAAUAAGAGGUUUGUGAGCUGGGAGAGACAAGACUCUGGGAAGGAGAAUGCAGGCAAGCUGGGGGAUUUUAGGCCUAAAUCCCCAGAGGCUCCUGGAAAGGGCAAAGAGGGAAAAUUAGAGAGAGGGAACAGUGGGAAAGACGCAGAAGGCACCCAGGAUAAGAAGUCCGUUCUGACCCACAUCAAAAAGUUGGAGCAAGCGAUGAAGGAGAGCCCCAGCAAACCUCCACUGGUAUUGCCUGGCAAUUACUUCAGCCCACCUUCCAAGGAAGAGCAGGAGGAGGCCGAGAGGAGAGCGGCAGAGCCUAUUUUUGGGACACUGGACGUGGUGAGGGGUGGCGUAAGACGUAGGCAGGACCAGGAGAAUGUAUACACUGAGCCAGGGGCACCUUCCAUUAAUCCUCUCCCCAAACCUCAGCGGACCUUCCAGCACCACACACAGGGGGCAGCUUCAGGCUCUGCCCUGGGGCUUGGGAAAGGACGAAGGAACCUGCCCCCAUUGCCCUCAGUCCCCCCACCACCACUGCCCACCUGUCCUCCGCCUAGUGUCAGCCGGAGACCCUGCACAGACCGACAGAGGAGUAAUGCCAGCAACAGGAAAUCUUACGAGUUUGAGGAUGUCCUCCAGUCCUCUACAGAAGGAUGCAGAGUUGAUUGGUAUGCCCAGUCCAAGCUGUCACUUACUCGCACUUUAUCAGAGGAGAAUGUCUAUGAAGACAUCCUGGAUCUUCCAUCAAAGGAAAAUCCCUAUGAAGACAUAGAGAUGGAGAGCCGCUGCCAUGGAAACAAGUUCCCCCUUCCCCUCACGCCAUCAUCGCCAGCUCCAGACACGCCCACAAAGCUCUCCUCCAAACCCGGGUUCUUCAGGCAGAACUCGGAACGCCGCAGCUUCAAGCUGCUCGAGCUGCGCAAGAUCAACCGGGAUGGCGGUGGGGUGUCGCCCUCCAAAAUCAGCCCCCCCUCCACUCCCAGCAGCCCCGAUGACACCCCCUGCCUCUCAGGAGACCCCAACAACCGCCGGCGACGGAAGAUCCCAAAGCUUGUGUUGAAGAUCAAUGGGAUUUUUGAGGCCCGCAGAGGGAAGAAACGCAUGAAGAGAGUCUCGCAGUCCACGGAGACUAGCUCUGGCAGAGUAACGGAUGAAAACAGCGAGUCUGAGAGCGACACAGAAGAAAAGCUGAAAGCUCACAGCCAGCGCCUGGUGUCAGUGCAGUCCAUGCUGAAGCAGACAGGCCGCUACCGCACCCUGGAGAGAGACCUGAUGGAGCUACAGGAGCGCAGGCUCUUUGAGUACUUUCUGGUGGUGGCGCUCCACAAGAAGCAGGCUGGAGCGCCCUACCUGCCUGAGGUCACACAACAGUUUCCCCUGAAGCUGGAGCGAAGCUUCAAGUUCAUGCGGGAGGCUGAGGACCAGUUGAAAGUCAUCCCUCAGUUCUGUUUCCCUGACGCCAAGGACUGGGUGCCAGUGGAGAACUUUGCCAGCGAAACGUUCUCUUUUGUCUUGACUGGUGAGGAUGGGAGUAGGAGGUUUGGAUAUUGCCGACGUUUACUGCCCAGUGGAAAGGGAAGGCGUCUGCCUGAGGUGUACUGUAUUGUGAGCCGGCUGGGGUGUUUUGACCUCUUUUCAAAGAUCUUGGAUGAGGUGGAGAAGCGACGGGCGAUUUCUCCUGCCCUCGUGCAGCCCUUCAUGAGAAGCAUCAUGGAGGCUCCAUUCCCUGCCCCUGGCAGGACCAUUACUGUCAAGAACUUCCUGCCGGGCUCUGGGACUGAGGUUAUUGAGCUGUGUCGACCCUCAGACUCGCGUCUGGAACACGUGGAUUUUGAAUGCCUGUUCUCCUCACUACAGCUUCGCCUCUUGAUUCGGGUCUUUGCUUCCUUGCUAUUGGAGAGGAGGGUCAUUUUCACCGCGGACAAGCUGAGCACGCUGUCCCAGUGCUGCCAUGCGAUGGUGGCCCUGCUCUACCCCUUCGCCUGGCAGCACACCUACAUCCCAGUGCUGCCGCCCUCCAUGAUCGACAUCGUCUGCACGCCCACCCCGUUCAUCGUGGGCUUGCUCUCCAGCUCCCUGCCCAGACUCAAAGAGCUGCCCAUUGAGGAGGUUUUGGUGGUUGACCUUGGUAACAAUCGCUUCCUCAGACAGAUGGAUGAUGAAGACUCUAUUUUACCUCACAAACUCCAAGCUGCUCUCGAGCAUGUUCUAGAAAAGAGGAAAGAACUAGCAUGUGAGACCUCAAAUGACUCCAGCUCUCUUAGCACGGUGGUGUCUGAGGCCUUUGUGCGUUUCUUUGUGGAAAUGAUGGGUCACUACCCACUCUUCCUGAGCGUGGCUGAACGGGAGGACGAGGCCGCCACCUUCCAGCGGGAGGCCUUCCGCAAAGCCAUCUCCUCCAAGAGCCUGCGGCGUUUCCUGGAGGUCUUCAUGGAGACGCAGAUGUUCACUGGCUUCAUCCAAGAGCGGGAGCUGAGGCGCCAGGGCCUGCGAGGCCUGUUCGAGGUGCGGGCACAGGACUAUCUGGAUUCCCUGCCAGGGAGUGAGCAGAGUGGAGUCAAUAAAUUUCUCAAAGGUCUAGGUAACAAAAUGAAGUUCCUGUCCAAAAAAUGAUGACGAAUUGGGGACAAAUAGAUAUUUAUAUGUAUGGAUCCUUCAUAUUUCUCGAUUUUGGAUUUGUUUUUCAUCUGUAAAUUGAAUUGGGAAGCAGCCUGACGAAUUACAAUCAUCUGGUUUCGAUAUAUGGCUUUGGAGACACUGGCAAUGAAAUAACAGGCUUGUGUCCUGUGAAGGGAUGUGUUGAGUACCGAAUGAGACAUGGAAGAAAGAGACAGCCCUUCUACUGCAGCCCUCCUGGGGAAACUCAGAAUACACUGUUAGAGCCUUUCUGCUGUCAGCUUGUACACAACUUCUACAGUGGGAUGAAGCCGAAGAAUCUCUAGGAGUAUCACAACGAUUACAGACUAACAUCUCGGAUAUGAAAGCUCUCCAAGUGUAAUCCAGAUCACAGCCUCAAAUUGUCAAUAUGGUCCUAAUUUCAGGUCUCCAGUAUAUGAUCCCUGUCUCCAACAACGUCCCAGACUUCACCGUGCAGUGUGUGGCUGUUGCAGUUCAACAGCUUGCACUGAAUAUUGACUUGCUCAUCAUUCCACCUUCGACAUCACCUCUGACAGCCAUCCUCCUUCUCCGAACCACUGGGAAGUUCCUUGAUCUGAAUCAAAGAGUUUACCGUUUCGCAAAAGUGGGCUCAUGUAUAGCAUUUUUCUACUAAACGGGAUUUUACUUUUUAACAUUGUACAACUUCUUCUGCAACAGGAGGCUACAAUUUAAUUUAUGUUACCUUUUUGACAUUUUUUUUUCUGUCCAUUUAAAAAAAAAACAUUUAUUGUAAUUUCUCACAAAGAAACUUAUGAGCUUUUAUUUAUCAAGUCUUAGCGCAUAUUUGGAAGGAAGACCACUCUGGCUAGGCAAUGGACUGUACCACUAUGUCUAAACAAAGGACAGUGUAUCUGAUAUUUUUGAGAAUGUACCAAAGGGAUUGAGGUGAAAGGAAAAGUAUGAACAGUGUUGCAGUAUGCUUUUUAAAGACAUGUUUUAGAAAUGCCUAGAAACUUCUAGAAAAAGUGGAGCGUGUGGUUGACUUAAAGAAGGUUAAAUGAUUUUUUUUCAGAAUGAAUAAGCUGUAGAGAUGGGGGUGUCAGCUCCCUAAGACUUACUUUGUAUGACUAUUUGCCAGUUAUUGCCUAUUUUGAAAGACCACUAGAUUUCUUUUAAACCUAAUUUGAUUUUAAGGAGCAAAGAAACUGUAUCAAAUAAACCAAUUUUUAAAAAGAAAGGUGUUGACCAUGGAAAAGUCUGCAUUCAUGGCUUUGUUUCAGAGCACUUUUUUUCAUUGUACUGUACCAUAAGGCUGUUCACAUCUGUGGUUCUCUUUAUUAACAUUGUAGGAUAAUUUUUCAUUGCAGGAGAAUUUUUAAAUUUAGAAGAAUGGAGGUGAAGUAUUAUUCCUUACAGGUAAAAAAAACAAACAUUGUACGAUACAAUCUAAGGUUCUCAGAAACAAGCAAUCACAGGGUUGAAAAAUUUAAUCAUAAAUCCAUGUAUAUCUUUAAAUGACUUGCAGUUUAAAUUAAAUAAUCAGAUUU